UGUGUCUGGUGUGUGUCCGGAUGGUGAGUCCUGCAGCCAGUCAGAGGGUCGUCGGGGUCGUCCUCUACAUCUCUGAGGCCUUCAGCUCGCCCUCUCAGGGUUUCCUCAACUGUCUUCUGUACGGCUGGACUCGAGCUCGUCUGCGCCGCGGGGGGACGAGCGUCUUCUGUCGGGACGUGGACACCCAGACGCCUCUGCUGAGAUCUCAGAAGAGGAGAAGCUACCAGACCCUGAGAGACGUCUGAGGCAGGAAGUGAGAGUGGAGAGGAUCGUUUCUCUGAGAGGGAAAGCCCGCGGCUCGCAGCGACACCACGCUCCCUCUCAUCCUGAAACACUGAGGCGAGGCAAAGAGGAAGAGGGAGACGCUGGGGGGGAAACACCAACGCAGAAAACAGGAUGUGAAAAAGACCUCACAGGUGCUUCAAACUGUCACCGGACCGCUGUUUCAGACCCUCUGACACACAAGGCCACUUUAUUAAUAGAGCACCUUUCAACACGAGGCAUUCAAAGGGCUUUAGAAAAGAAAA
Notothenia coriiceps (black rockcod) is the source of this 527-nucleotide messenger RNA. RefSeq names its product transmembrane protein 116 (gene tmem116). The transcript is spliced from 2 exons. Lineage: Eukaryota; Metazoa; Chordata; Actinopteri; Perciformes; Nototheniidae. The coding region runs from base 21 to 245 and encodes 74 amino acids. The record is from RefSeq and is a predicted model, not a curated record.